Sorghum bicolor (sorghum) is the source of this 1516-nucleotide messenger RNA. RefSeq lists its product as uncharacterized. The coding region runs from base 35 to 1171 and encodes 378 amino acids. NCBI's taxonomy places the organism in Eukaryota, Viridiplantae, Streptophyta, Magnoliopsida, Poales, Poaceae. The record is from RefSeq and is a predicted model, not a curated record. The transcript has 8 exons. Gene Ontology annotation, molecular function: catalytic activity.
UGUUUUUUUAGCAACCUCCGUAACGUUUAUGUAGAUGUAUGUAGGCCGUCGGAUCCUCAAUUUGGCCGUGUCCACGUCCGUCCGAUGCUCACUCAUCUCCGUCCCAGUCAACGCCACCGUCAGUCAGUCGAGGAUGCCGUCGCCGGCGGCCGUGCUCGUCAGCAACGGCGCCAUCUCCCCACACGCUCCCCCAUCCGCCGCCGCCUUCCUCGACUCCACGCCGGGCGCCUACACCACCGCCCGCGGCACCCUGCACUGGUGGCCACGCCAUCUCCGCCGCCUCGCCGAAUCCGCCACGCUCCUCGCCCGUUCCCACCCCGACCUGCUCGGCCUCCCCGUUCCCCGAUCGCGCGCCCUCGACCUCGACUUCCACUCCAUCCAGUCUCUCGUCAACCCCUCCGUACGGGUAGCCAUCCACGAGAUGCGCGCUCGGCUGCCCAUGACCAAGGACGACGACGAUUUGGCGCUCACGGCCCUGGUCAGAGGAGCAGGAGCAGGAGCCGAUUCCGUUUCUGCUUCUGGGGACGGCCUCGACGUCUUCGUCCAUGUGGGGACGUAUUCCCCGCCGAUCUUCGGAGAGUCGGGGGCCAGGCUUGCUGUUGCCGGCAGGGGAAGGGACGCCGCCGCUGCCAAGUACGCGUCCUGGGCCAGGAUUCGGAAGAGUAUGGAAAAGAUGAGGCCUCCUGGGGUCACAGAGCUCUUGUUGACUAACGACGGGGAUCACAUUCUUGAAGGCGCUGUCACAAACUUCUUUGUUGUCUGCCAACAGGAGGAACAUGAGAGGAAUGAGCAAUUCUCUAAUCAAACAAUGGAUAUUAAGUUUGAAGUGCAAACAGCACCACUGAGUGAUGGAGUCCUCCCAGGGAUUAUACGUCAGAUAGUGAUAGAGGUGUGCCAUGAUAUUGGAAUCCCAGUACGAGAGAUGUCUCCGUCGUGGUCCAAUAAUGAACUUUGGAAAGAGGCAUUUGUUACAAGUAGCUUAAGGUUUAUCCAGCAUGUAGAGUCAGUUCAAGUACCUUUAUUUUGGGAGGACAUACAAUCUAAAACCUGGAGUGAUGUACCUUGGGCGGUGAAGAAGUUUCAGGGUGCUGGCUGCAUUACCACACAGAUUCAGAGGGAAAUACUGAAGAGAGCAGCAAGAGAGGAGUAUGACAUUAACAGUCUCCUUUGAGACAUUUUGGCUGCUCUGUGCUUUAUUUGUUGGCUAAGCAGAAGAGGAAGGCAACUGGUGGAUAACGUCGGAGUCCGGAUGGGGGGUAUGGAUUUGGAUAGUCUUGGCCGGGUAGGGAUUUGAAAGCCAAAGGUCCUGGGAUGGUAGUUUCUCUGCAAAAAGGCUAAAGGAGAAAUUGUAUACUAUAUAUAUAUAGUUGAUUUGAGGAAUUAAUUGUCUGUCUCGGAUACAUGAAUACAAUGAUCGAUCGAAUGAUCGCUGCUGCAGAUCAUUCAGCUAACUGUCGGAGUCCCUUUUGAUCUGUAACUGCAAUGCAACUAAUUAAUCUGAUCUGUUUGCCGUGUA